Dicrocoelium dendriticum is the source of this 1492-nucleotide messenger RNA. Lineage: Eukaryota; Metazoa; Platyhelminthes; Trematoda; Plagiorchiida; Dicrocoeliidae. The record is from the annotation of a GenBank genome assembly.
UGCCUUGACCUCGCCUGACCUUUGUCUGCGACUAGCUGUAGGACUGAUUAUUAUGCGUAUGUAGUGCAUGCGCUAUUUUUCCGGUGUGCUUUCUGCCUGUAGCUUACGUUGUAUUACAGCGCGCCUUAUGUCAACAAUGGUGAAUGAACAUACAUGCGGUCUUUUGUCGGGCUUGAGCGAAAAAUCUUUGCCUCCUCCACCGGAAUUCAUAGAACAUCGCAAUCGCCUGUGGUCCAAAUUGCGUAAAGAGUAUGAGGAAUUCGUAUCAGCUCAGCCGCGAUCACUGAUUCAAAUAACUCUGCCUGACGGGGCUACGGUUGAGGGAAAGGCAUGGGAAACCACUCCAAUGGCUAUUGCUAAAAUCAUCAACAAGGAUUUAGCUGAACAUGCAGUCAUCGCCCGGGUCAAUGGCGAACUUUGGGACUUGCUUCGUCCAUUUGAGAAAGAUGCCACCUUGGAGUUGCUCAACUUUGAACACAAAGAUGGUCAAUAUGUGUUCUGGCACUCUUCCGCUCACAUUCUUGGCGAAGCGAUGGAGCAAGUGUUCGGUGGACACCUAUGCUACGGACCUCCGAUAGAGACUGGUUUCUACUACGACAUGUGGUUACCAGAGGUUCACAAGGGCCUCGGCCCCGAUGACCACGCUGUUUUGGAUGUGGUGUGCCGACGAAUUUGCAAAGAAAAUCAACCAUUCGAGCGACUGGAAGUCACCAAAAAUGAUUUGCUUGCUAUGUUUGCGUACAACAAAUUCAAAUGUCGUAUCAUUCAAGACAAAGUGGCCACACCCACAACUACCGUAUACAAAUGUGGACCUCUGAUUGACCUUUGUCGCGGGCCACACGUGCGUCAUACCGGAUGUGUGAAAGCCAUGAUGGUGACGAAAAGUAGUUCCGCCUAUUGGGAAGGUCAGGCUGACGCGGAAUCCCUUCAGCGUGUCUAUGGCAUCUCUUUCCCCGAUCCAAAACGCCUCAAGGAGUGGAAGCAUUUUCAGGAAGAAGCUGCUCGACGUGAUCAUCGUAAGCUCGGAGUGGAACAGAAAUUGUUCUUUUUCCACGAACUAUCCCCCGGCAGUUGCUUCUUUCUCCCUGCCGGCGCCCACAUUUACAACACCCUUAUUUCUUUUAUACGGUCGGAGUACUGGCGCCGCGGGUUUCAGGAAGUCAUUACUCCAAACGUGUACAAUUCUUCACUGUGGGAGAUCAGCGGACAUUGGCAACAUUACAGCGUAGGUUUGUUUGUUCUCACGCGUAUUCUGGCUCUUCUCCUCCGUGCGUAUUUAGUCUUUUGGCGCGCGCAUCAAUCGCUGCCAAACCAGUAUGCGAUCGAUGUGGCAAUUUAUACCCGCGUACUCCACUGGUUCCUUUUUCCGCACACUUUUGUGGCCCAAUCUCGUGAACCGAUGGACUUCGUUCCACUAGAAUUCGGAAUCAACGGUUUUUAUCUUUAUGGUGCUUACAGCACCCCACCCGUUCUUUUUAGGUUGGUAUGUUAA